Molecule: messenger RNA, 1930 nt
Organism: Brassicogethes aeneus
Lineage: Eukaryota; Metazoa; Arthropoda; Insecta; Coleoptera; Nitidulidae
Source: the annotation of a GenBank genome assembly
AAAAUGUCAAAUUUAAAUGCAAAUUUCUUAAGGUCACUCCGGCUAAUUUAUAAAUGGUAAGGGAAAAUGCGCGUGUAAAAAAAACAGUGAGUUCGCUUAGUUCGUUUAUCUCGGAGCAAUGGUUAAAUUAUCGCAAACACUUUUGUAAAAAUCCAAAUUCCAAUGAGGGUAAGAUCUGGAAAGGCGACGAGCUGUGCCAGGAGAUAUUCGCGGAGACAACUUCGAACUGUUCGCAGACUUCCCUUCAUCAGAAAAAAGAUACUUACACGAAAAACAGUCGACAUACUUACGUUGUGUCCUCGGCCCAUUCGUCCAACAUGGACUCCAGCUCAUCAGACGAGAAGAAAAUCGGGAAAACAGGGAACUUGUACAACGACCAGCCAAUGCUGAACACUUCCAGCACCUACUAUUGCGAUUGCACUCUCGACAAGAAGAAAGAAAAGUGCUGUCCCAAGAUUAAACUGCAAGUCAGGAAAACCGCCAAAAAAGAAAACAGCUCGCAGAGCUGUAAUUUGGGGUGCCAAUGCGCGUGCGCAUUCGACGGCCCUGAUGUCAAAUGCAAGCACAAAGAUUGCCCCCACUCGAAAAAGAAGAAGAAGAAGUGCUGCAACUGUUGCAGCAAAGCGUCUUUUUCUUCGGGUAAAACUUCGUGCAGCUGCGAUAGUCGUACCAAAGUGAAGGGCAAAUGCAGCAAGUCGGAACUCAAACGACUGGAGAAGCAGCGGAAAAAGGAGGAAAAAGAAUGUAAGAAGGCUUUGAAGAAGAAGAAAUCGAAGACAAGUGGGUGCAAGUCGUGCAAGUGCCUUCCGCCCUGUUUGGAUGGCAGCGCGACCCUCUCGCAGUGCUGCAACAAAGGGGACGGCAAAUGUUACUGCAAGUCGUGCAAAAAGAAGAAGCGUUGCAAAAAAACUGAGUCCAAAUGUUGCUGCAACUCGAAAAAAGGCAAGGUAGCACUUGGUAGCAGUAAAACCAAUGUUGAAAAUUACAACGCCCAGGUUUGUCAAAGUCCUGGUGGAGCUAAAAAUAGCAAUACCCUGGUAUACCCCAAAGACGAUAAGGAUACUUUGGACUCCGUUCGGAUGAUGAUUAAGAUGGAGUCGCGUCAAAAUUACAGAAACAUCAACAACAUUCUAAAUGAACUGAAAAAGCAACGCAAAGACAUUGAAGAGCUGAAAAAAAUGUGCGUGAGAACGCACAGCAAUUCGGACAAACGAAAAAAUAGCAAGGGUAACAACAUGUACACCACGUGCGGGUAUGCUUACGGUAUAGGCAACCCAACCGCUCCGAAACACCCCAAGAACGUACUGGAAGGCGAGCAACCGGAAAUGAAGAGAAAUUCCAGUCCCAACAAGGUGGCGGACCAAGAAAAUAGGAGCCACCGACUGGCGGACCAGGAGAACCAACCAAGAACGCAAGAAAAUUAUAGAAAUUUUAGGGUCAUGGAACCUGAGAAAAAACCCCAUAAACAUGAAUCAAGCCCAGAGCGAUCGGACAGGGCGCCACCAAAGCUUGGCUUCAACGAUGAUAAGAAUACCAGGACCCCAAGCCCAGAAAAGAUGCCCCAAACAAAAGGUAUGCCGUCAAAUUACACAAAAUAUUUGGUAAAAAACAUCGAAAAAUCCGACGAUGGUAGAAAAAGUGAAGUUUACACGUUUAACAAUUGGUCUUCACAGCCAAAAAAACCAGAGGCAAAAAAGAGGCAUUUUUGGGGAAAGAAAAAAUGAGUACAGUACAGUACCUGUAAAAAAGGCCUAUAAGUAUCGAUGUCGAUAGAUGCCAGAUGGAAUGGUAGUCGAUGAGAUAAAAAAAUGGCGGCGAAUCUAUAAUUUCCAAAAGCAUCACCAGACCAGUGAGCGCGACGAAAAUCGCGCACUUCCAGACGUACCAUUGUCGCUGCCUCACCCAACUGCACCACACGAACCAGCACGAA